Molecule: messenger RNA, 480 nt
Organism: Microsporum canis CBS 113480
Lineage: Eukaryota; Fungi; Ascomycota; Eurotiomycetes; Onygenales; Arthrodermataceae
Product: mitochondrial import receptor subunit tom22
Exons: 3
Coding region: 1-480 (159 amino acids)
Biological process (GO): intracellular protein transport
Cellular component (GO): mitochondrial outer membrane
Source: RefSeq, a predicted model, not a curated record
AUGGUCAAACUCACCGAAGUCGAAGAUGAGCAUUUCAAAGAAAAGCCAACGUCGACAAAGUCGGACGCUCUGUUAUUGAGUGAGGAUGAAGAUGACGAUUACACUGAUACUGAAUCCGAAAUCUCUACAGACUCAUUCGAUAACAAUCUCGACAACGAGACACUGUACGAGCGAAUUUGCGCUCUACAAGACAUUAUCCCAGCCCAAUCCAGACACAAGAUUAGCAAUGCCUUCUCAUCGCUCUCAUCCUUUGCGAAAUCAACCGUUUCUUUCGGCGGCUCUGCUCUGUGGAUUGUAAGCACAAGUGCAUUCUUGCUCGGUGUCCCAUGGGCCCUUGCAUUAGCCGAAGAGCAACAAUAUGUUCAGAUGGAAAGGGAGCAAGGGAUGAUUAAAGGAGCUAAUGAGAUGUUGACUCCCGGUGCCACAAGCGCUCUUACCGCUCCCGAUUCUGCUGCUCUGGAGGCUAAACCUGCCUUGUAA